AUGCUGGAAGGUCAGCUCUACUCGGAGGGGCUGGACAGCCCCAGGGAGCUGCAGGAUGGGGAGUCUGGCAGCUGCCUCUGGGUGCAGAAAUCCAAGCUGCUGGUGAUCCAAGUGAAGACCGUUUCCUGUCAUUACAGUCGCCGGGGCGCGCCUCCUCGACAGCCCAUGGACUUCCAGACCAGCCCCUGGGCCCCGAGGCCCCAGAGCCGAACGUGCGGGCCGCGUCCGGGAUCCCCCGAGCCGCCGCCGCCGCCCCGCCGGCCCUGGGCGUCCAGGGUGCUGCAGGAGGCGACCAACUGGCGGGCGGGGCCCCCGGCCGAGGCUCGAGCGCGGGAGCAGGAGAAAAGGAAGGCGGCGUCGCACGAGCGGGAGGCCAAGGAGACCGAGAGGAAGCGGCGCAAGGCCGGAGGGGCCCGAAGGAGCCCCCCCGGCCGGCCGCGCCCGGAGCCCCAGAGCGCGCCCAGGCCGGCCCCGGCCCCGUCGUGGCGGGAGCGGCCGGUGCGGCCAGCCGCGCAGCCGGCCGGCCAGGCGGGGCCGGCGUGGGCGGGGCCCUGGGGCGGCCGGCGGCCGGGGCCCCCCAGCUACGAGGCGCACCUGCUGCUGCGGGGCGCGGCCGCCCCGACCCCGCGCCUCCGCUGGGACCGCCCGCCGCCGUACGUGGCGCCCCCGUCCUACGAAGGCCCGCACCGGACCCUGGGCGCCCGGCGCGGCCCCGAGCCCGAGCCCGAGCCCGAGCCCAAGCCCGCGCCGGCCGGGAGCGCGCGCGCGGGCGGGUGCGCCGGGAAGAGGCUGGACCCCCGCAUCUACCGCGACGUGCUGGGCGCCUGGGGGCUCCGGCCCGGGCGCGGCCUGCUGGGGGGCGCCCCCGGCUACGCACCGGCGAGGCCGCCGCGGCUCCACUCGGACCGGGACGCCUCGGAGAAGAGCCCGGGGCUGCCGGCGGCCGGCCCGAGCGGCGGUCGCGACGGUCCCCACCGGCCGGCCCGAGCCGCGGGGCACCCCACGUCGGAGCCGGCGCCCGCCACGCCCCCCCGACGCCCGCGCCCCGCUCCGCGCUCGCGGCCCCACCUGGGCGGCUCCGGCUCGGGGGCGGGCCCAGAAAGCGGCGAGCCCAGCCGGCCGCGCCGGGGCUGGAUUCCGUCCCCCCGAAGGCCGCCGCCUCGGCACAGCCAGACGCUGCCCAGGCCCUGGGCCCCCGGCGGCACGGGGCGGCGAGAGCCCCCGGGACAGGGAGACGGCGCCGGCCCCGAGACUCUGGUGGGCGCCCCGUGGGCCCGCCGGCCCCACACCUUCCCCCGAGGGGCUCGGGGCCCCGCCGGCCGCGACGGCGUCUUCGUGAUCGACGCCACGCGCGUGGUGAUCCGCUCGCAGUACGUGGCCACCCCGGGAGCGCCGCAGGGGCCGCUGUUACCUGCGGGGGGCCGGGGCGCCCCCGACGCGGAGGGCGGCCCGCAGACCCAACUCCAUCACCCCUUGCCUGCCGAGACCAGUCGAGAGCCGCGGCCGAGCGACCGCCUGGCCCCCCAGCCCGACGGCGAGCGCGGGGUCGAAGCGGAGGGCGGCGGGACGCCGGGGGACCCCUCGUUAGAAGAGCCUGCCGCCCGGAUCUUGGGGCUCCGGGCCGGCGAAGGAAGCCCGAAGGAUGCCGCUCCCACGCCGCCGGGCAGCCCGGAGCGCUCGGCGUCAGGCCCGGCGGCCGCGGGGACUGCGGGGAGCGCCGAGGGGAACGUGCCGGCGGCCAUCCCGCGCCUGGCUAGCCGGGGCUGGCCGCGGACCCCGGGGCCCUACGCUGGGGCCCUGCGGGAAGCCGUGUCCCGCAUCCGCCGCCACACCGCGCCGGACUCGGACUCGGACGAAGCUGCGGGGCUCAGCCUGCAAAGCGACUCUUCGGAGGAAAGCGACGCCGAAGCCUCCGGCGCCUCCUGGCGGAAUGAGCGGCCGCUGCCGAGGGCUGGACUCUCGGCCCCAGCCCGGAAAGGCGGCAAGACUGACUGAGACU
Suncus etruscus (white-toothed pygmy shrew) is the source of this 1999-nucleotide messenger RNA. It is a transcript of the gene DDN, whose product is annotated as dendrin. NCBI's taxonomy places the organism in Eukaryota, Metazoa, Chordata, Mammalia, Eulipotyphla, Soricidae. The record is from RefSeq and is a predicted model, not a curated record. The transcript has 2 exons. Bases 1 to 1995 code for a protein of 664 amino acids.